AUGACAGUCCGAUUGCGCCGAACGCUGCGCUCGAGCAGAUCGAGCGCCCCUCUCUCCGGCCAGCCACUUGGCCAGCACAUGAGCCGCUGCGUUUCGUUCAAGUCGCAGUGUCUCCUCCCUUCUUAUGUUUAUUUGCGUCGCUGCAGUCAUCCACAGACCAUCAUUUUCGUUACUCUGGUUGUUUCGCCUCUUCUGGUGGCAUUCUUCCUCCCUGAAAGCGCUUCGUAUCUGGGAGCGGGGGCUAGCCCUACACGAUCUCGGUUCCGACAAAGCACGGGACGCCUUGAGUCGUCUUUGUUUAGCGAGCGUUUCGGCCGGGCUUUCAUCGAGCGCUCGGGAAGCUCUGAAUCCGCGAGAGAUAAUCUCACGCCACCAGGAGAUGUUGCGGAGACUACCCCGCUGACUGACGAGGGUGCCGAUGCUGGUUCGUUGUUCAGCAGCCUUCAGGGGGACCGCCGGUCAGCUAUCUUGUUGCAUGCACCUAUUUUGCUCAUCGCGUCUGUGCUCCAUGCAGAUGCGGACAACACGGAGGCACAAGUCGGCGUAGGGCCGAGAGCCCCUAGUCGCCGCUCAGUGAUGAAGUCCCACAUUGCUCUUGAUCCAACCGCCAGUGGGAGAAUACUCAUGAGCGAAGAGAUAGCGCGUGUAGCAGCUGAGGGACUGACUCGCCGCAAAGGCAUAACGUUUUCUGCUGCAUCUGUGGAGAGCCUCACCGGCGGAGCAGCUGUGGUGGACGCCGAGCCGGAGAGCGUCGUUCGUCAGGUGGAAGAGAGGGUGAAAACAAGCAUCGCAGUGGAAAAAGAGGCUCCUUUAUCUGAGGCAGCUGAGGGGUCGCCCUGCACGAAGGCAGCAGUGGAGGCUCGGCUUAAAGAAAUCGGGUGUCCUUUACAGCUGUCGAACAGGCACUUCGCGCUUGACUACAAGUUCGGCGUCCGCAUCAAGGGCCGAGAGUUUAAAGAGGAGAAGGCGUCAAAAUUUGCGUACCUGCCCCGAGCUGUUUCUGAAGCGCCGUCAUACGAGCCUCUUCCAGGCCUCGUCCUUCUCGCGGACAUAGAUGAACCGGGAAUCGGGUCUGACGUGCGUCUUCUCCACAUUGUUGUUCGUCCUAGCGUAUGCGAAGAGAAGGGAGCGAAGCGCUGCACUAUCCCUUAUCUUCUUCCACCAGUCCCCCUAGCGGAACCAGCGCAUCGUAUCUUGGCGUUAGGUUUCGACUCGCCGACAGGGAAGACUUUUAAAAUUACCGAGGUGUUGAAGCUCAUCCAAGAAAAACCCUUGGACCUCGAUUUGCGGCGUAUAUCUCUGUCUCGCCUUAUUGAGGACAACCACGAGUUUUUUCAAGUCAAGAAGGGGAUGAUCGCGUCUCCCUCCUGGAAUGUCUUCAAGGUUUACAAUGUCGGGCAGGCCGCUUCUUCUGGAGAAGCGACACAACGACUCCUCGACGUAGGAACGCCACUUAUCGAAGUUCCUAAGAACGCUAGUCCUGCCGAGAAGCAAGCAGCAGCGGAGCUCGCAAAGAUCCAGAAUGCUGAAGUUGACGGCGUCUCAACCCCGGAGUUUGGCGGCUACUCUCCGGGGUCUGGCGGCCAACUCAAGCCCUCGACGAUUUUCGGUUAUGUGCUGGGAAGUCUACUCGUUAUCGCUGUCUUCGUCGGGAUUGUUGUUGUUACAGCUGACUGUGUGUCGGGAGCCACGAAAGCUUGA
Besnoitia besnoiti is the source of this 1701-nucleotide messenger RNA. RefSeq lists its product as uncharacterized. NCBI's taxonomy places the organism in Eukaryota, Apicomplexa, Conoidasida, Eucoccidiorida, Sarcocystidae. Bases 1 to 1701 code for a protein of 566 amino acids. The record is from RefSeq and is a predicted model, not a curated record. The transcript has 6 exons.